GACAGGCAGGAGGUGCGAGGAGGCGGGGCUCGCCUUUGAAGCCUUGCUGCUGGGAAGGUCGGCUGGGGAGUGCCGGGUGCUGCGGGGAGGGCGAGCGGACACGCAGCUGGAGCUAAGGAGACGCCCGAGCAGCGCCUGUGGCGGCGGCGUCUAGUCCUGGCUGCCACUUCUGCCUCCCGCUGCGGCCUUCAGCUUGCAAGCCCGAGCUCUGAGGGCGCUUCCCCGGGCGCUGAGCCCGAGGCGGCCAAAACGGCGGGCCGGCCGGGCGCAGGGCGGCGGGCGCUGUGCUGCACGCUCCGCUGGUGGGGGGCGGCAGGCCGCGGCGCGGGUCCAGGGCUUGGCGCGUGCGGCUGGGAGGCGCUGUGGGGCGCGGGCGCGCGUGCGGCGGUCGGGGCAAUGGCUGAGGGCGGCGGGGGCGCGCGGAGUAGGGCUCCAGCGCUGCUCGAGGCGGCCCGCGCGCGAUAUGAGAGCCUACACAUCUCCGACGAUGUGUUCGGGGAGUCGGGCCCAGAUAGCGGCGGGAACCCUUUCUACAGCACCUCGGCCGCGUCGCGCUCCUCUUCGGCCACCUCUUCGGACGACGAGCGCGAGCACUCUGGCCUCCCGCGGGCGCCCAGUGUUCCCGAGGCUCUGGAACCCGAGGAAGAUGAGGCUGGCGCAGGCUGGAGCGCCACGCUGCGAGACCGCCCGCCCCCGCACUUCGAGGACACAGGAGGCCCAGCCCGAAAGAUGCCCCCCAACGCCAGUGCCAUGGACUUCUUCCAGCUCUUUGUCCCAGAUAAUAUCCUCAAAAAUAUGGUGGUGCAAACUAACAUGUAUGCCAAGAAGUUCCAGGAACGGUUUGGGAGUGACAGCGCCUGGGUAGAGGUGACACUAACUGAGAUGAAGGCAUUCCUGGGCUACAUGAUCUCCACCAGCAUUUCCCACUGCGAGUCAGUCCUCAGCAUUUGGAGCAGUGGCUUCUAUAGCAACAAGAGUCUUGCCUUUGUCAUGAGCCAGGCUCGCUUCGAGAAGAUUCUCAAGUACUUCCAUGUUGUGGCCUUUCGCUCCAGCCAGACCACACAUGGCCUCUACAAGGUUCAGCCCUUCCUUGAUUCCCUGCAGAAUGGCUUCGAUUCUGCCUUCAGACCUUCCCAAACCCAGGUGCUACAUGAACCCUUGAUUGAUGAGGACCCUGUGUUCAUUGCGACAUGCACGGAGCGGGAACUGCGAAAGAGGAAAAAGAGGAAAUUCAGCCUCUGGGUCAGACAGUGUUCUUCCACUGGUUUCAUCAUCCAGAUUUAUGUCCACCUGAAGGAAUCUGGGGUCCCAGAUGGACUGGAUGCAUUAAAGAAUAAGCCUCAGCUCCACAGCAUGGUGGCCAGGAGUUUAUGCCAGAAUGCAGCAGGCAAGAACUACAUCAUCUUCACGGGGCCCAGCAUCACCAGCUUGACACUGUUUGAAGAAUUUGAAAAGCAAGGGAUUUACUGCUGUGGCCUGCUCAGCUCCAGGAAGAGUGACUGCACUGGCCUGCCAUUGUCCAUGCUGACAAACCCAGUCAAUCCCCCAAUCCGGGGCCAACACCGAAUCAAGAUGAAGGGGAAUAUGUCCCUGAUUUGCUGGUACAACAAAGGAUACUUCCGCUUCUUGACUAAUGCCUACUCACCCAUGCAGCAAGGAAUGAUCAUCAAGAGGAAGAAUGUGGAGAUCCCUUGUCCCUUGGCUGUGGAAGCAUUUGCUGCUCACCUUAGCUAUAUCUGCAAAUAUGAUGACAAGUACAGCAAGUAUUUCAUUUCUCAUAAACCAAACAAGACCUGGCAGCAGGUAUUCUGGUUUGCCAUCAGCAUCGCUAUCAAUAAUGCCUACAUCCUGUACAAAAUGUCAGAUGCCUACCAUGUGAAGAGGUAUAGCCGAGCACAGUUUGGUGAGAGACUUGUGCAGGAGCUGUUGGGCCUGGAAGAUGCCUCUCCAACACCCUGAUGCUCAGGUGUCAGUAAGGACAAGGUCAAUGGAGGAGUGAGAGUUGGAAGAGCCUACUCUUUAAUCUGCUUAAUAAGAGACUUGAAGACACCCUAUGGUAUAACUGAGUCUGGGAGGGGAGCUCAAAAUCCUCUGGAAGUACAAGGAGAGAUCUGGUCAGAAGAUAACUGUGUCCUGGUGUCCAUUCAGAUAGUGUGUCCUUCCUCCAAGAAAUGCCCACCCUCCUUGUGGCAAACACUCUACAAUGGCAGAGCACCAGACCCAGACCUUACAUGCCAACCAGUGCUGCUGUCCAGUCCUCACAACACCCACAGAGCCUGUAGGAGCUCAUCUCUGAGCACUGUUGAAAUAGGAAAACUGUUACAACCAAAGGUGCCAGGUGUAGGAUGAGCCGUAGCAUGUUUUGCUAGUAAUGCCUGUUUUGUAAAGAUGAAAAGACAUUUACAGCAUGAUUGGAGUUCAUGCUAUAUUUAAAGGAAACAAACAUUGGAUCUGCACUGCUAAAAUGAUUCAGGUGUAAAUAGAAGGCCAGAGAUUUUUCCAGCAUUUGCCUCAUGUAAGCAGUUUAGAGCAGGUCUCAUAGAAGAAACAGGUUGGGUACCAUUAAAACGAUGAAAUGGGCAGUGAUUGUCUAUUCUGAUUAAUUAAUGAGGUCUUCCUGCUCAUCUCAUCUGUUCAGCUACUGGAUAGGAGAGAAAGGAAAAUGCCAAUAGAAUCUCAGUGAAGUGUGAUGCUAUUUUUUAUUUUUAAAUAUAUUUUCAGGUUAUUUUCUUACCUUUGCUUCUGUGAAAGGAAAAUGCCCCUACUUCUUUUCUCCCCUUUCACCCUUCUGCCUCACCGCACUCAUGGCUUCUUGCAUGAUCAUGGUAGUGUUCUGUGACCUGCCCCAUGCCUGGGUCAGAAAAGGCAGCUUGCUUCCAGAACAAACACCCCAUUAAGCACUGGGAGACCUAUGGGUCUUGAGCUUUGUUGCUGUUGUUACCUUUGGCAAAAUUAUUUGUUUUGAAAAUAUGUAGCAUUGCUGUAACAAACAAGUCUCUAUGCUAGACACCUUGCUAAUUCUCUUUCCCUUGUGUGCAAUAAACUGGCAGUGUUUACCAGUAUCAGUCCACAUCAUAGAAAUGGUGUGGCUAGGCUACUAGCUUCUUGGUGUUAUUUUCAGUGGGGCCAGGAGCUUGCCCACCACAGGACUGAAAGGACCUCAUGACCAAUAACUGGCAGCAAGGGCUCUGCUUAUUUUUCAAAACAUCCUGGGCUCUUUUCAAACCAAGGUUCACAUGUUCAUGGAAGACCACAGCCAAAAAGGUCAUCUGGUCUGACUAUUUACCCCAGACAAUAAACAUGUAAUUUCUGGAGUUGCGCUUCCCGAUUCAGUCCAAUUUACGUAGCCCCUCAUUUUUACAAAUGUAAAAUUUAUUCUACUCAGUCUUUGGGACUUUUUUUUUCUUGUUCAUAUUCAGUUAAUUAGAAGUGUUGCUAGCAGCAUGCUCCUAGACUCUACAUUAUUUCUGUAUCUUAGGUUCAUGGUGAUUACCCUUGCCCUGUGGUUUUAAUUUGAUGCCAUGCAUUGUAGGCAAUAUUUUAGAUUGUUUAAAAUACUUUUGUUGUGUCCUUUAAUUAGAUUGAAAGCACUUUUACCACAUGGAGAAAUAUAUUUUUAAUUUAUGAUGCUUUUCUACAAGGUCACUAUUUCUGAGUUUAAUGUGUUUCAAAUACUUAGGGAGACUAUUGAAAGGUGAAUUUUCUUUUCUGUCCAAAUAAGUAAAAUAAUAAUAAAGUCUAUUUAGAUGUUGA
Erinaceus europaeus (western European hedgehog) is the source of this 3753-nucleotide messenger RNA. It is a transcript of the gene PGBD5, whose product is annotated as piggyBac transposable element derived 5. Gene Ontology annotation, molecular function: transposase activity. The record is from RefSeq and is a predicted model, not a curated record. Bases 397 to 1959 code for a protein of 520 amino acids. Gene Ontology annotation, cellular component: nucleus. The transcript is spliced from 7 exons. Gene Ontology annotation, biological process: non-replicative DNA transposition. Lineage: Eukaryota; Metazoa; Chordata; Mammalia; Eulipotyphla; Erinaceidae.